Molecule: messenger RNA, 1387 nt
Organism: Saprolegnia diclina VS20
Lineage: Eukaryota; Oomycota; Saprolegniomycetes; Saprolegniales; Saprolegniaceae
Exons: 1
Coding region: 96-1310 (404 amino acids)
Source: RefSeq, a predicted model, not a curated record
GCGGAAGCCAUGUGGAUCUCAGGAGCGCCGAGCACCUUCGUCGCGUGCGCGCUCAAUUGAACUCUGGCCGUGCGUCGCGCAGUCGUCGACGCAUCAUGGCACGAAUCACCGCUCUCCUCGCACUCCUCCUUCUCGCAUUGGCAGCGACGGCGGACGCGCAGGCCACCAACACGACGACGCCGGUCCCAAGCCCGUCGACUGCACAGCCGACGCCGACAACGGAAGCACCCAAGCCAACGACCGCGCCGACACCCGCGCCAACGCCUGCACCGACGCCCGCACCAACGCCUGCACCAACGCCUGCUCCAACGCCCGCACCAACGCCUGCUCCAACGCCUGCUCCAACACCAGCACCGACGCCAGCGCCGACGCCAGCACCGACGCCUGCCCCCACGCCGGCGCCAACACAAGCACCAACGCCGGCGCCAACACCAGCACCAACGCCAGCACCGACGCCGGCGCCCGAGCCGACAGCAUCGACGUCGGCACCCGCUCCAUUGACGCCAGCACCGACGUCGGCCCCAACGGCUGGUCCGACCGAUGCACCGAUGCCGACAAAACUCCGGGCAACGACCGCGACGCCAACAGCACCCGCGACGGAAGAGAGCUCGGGAAGUGGCACGAGCAUUGCAGUCAUCGUCGGCGUGUCGGUCGCGGCCGUGCUCGCAGCGCUGCUCAUCGGAUGGUGCUUCUUCACGCGCCAGCGUUCGACACGGUACGCCGACGACGACGACAUGCCGUCGAUCCGAGCGUUUACCAAGUCGGCGAUGGACAACAGCACGUACGUCGGUGGUCGGUUCCAUGCGGCGCCCGACGCCUCCACCGGCGUCGUCGUCGGGAGUCGACCCAGCAACGUGCUCGACUCGCAGCGGGACAUGGCCGUCCUCGGUGGCUCAGACCGAGGGGUCAAGCCCGGUCUAUUUACGUGGGAGUCAGCCGCCCAGGACGUGGCAGCAUCGGCGCCACCGCCGCCGUACCGUUUUCAAAACAAGUUUGAGACGUACCCGAUCAGCGAAAAAUCGUACGUGAGCAGUGACGUGCCGGCGUCACCACUCUCGGCGCAGUCGGAUGCGACGGCGCCGCCGCGCGAGAUGAACGCGUGGGCCGCCGCGGCCGCUGACACCAACAGCUCCCGCCGGUACCACGCCUCCACCACGAGCAGCGGGCCUUCGAGCUUCGUGUCUGGGAGCCCCAACCCGUCGUUUGUUUCGAGCUUUAGCGGCUCGGAAAUGCACAGCUCAACCGACUUGGCCUCGAGCCGGUACCUCCGCACCAAGAGUCGGGACUCGAACGACAGCUUUGCGCUCUAAGAUAGAGGCGACAUGGUAGUGUGUUGCCGUAUCUAUUGUAAAUUAUCAAGCCAAACUGUUUACCACCGACAACAACA